AUGUCGGCUCGGUACUUUACUGAUCAAAGUACUGGCAUGGUAUUGUUAGCCGGGAAUUCCCAUUUGGAAUUAGCAAGACUAGUUGCAGAGCGCUUGGGAAUUAAGCUUGGAGAAGCGAUUAUUUACAAUAGAACAAAUCGUGAAACUUCAGUUGAAAUUAAACAGAGUGUUCGGGGAAAACAUGUAUUCAUUCUUCAGUCUGGUUCAAAAGAUGUGAAUAAUAACAUCAUGGAACUGAUGAUAUUAAUAUAUGCAUGUAAAACUUCAAUGGCAAAAACGAUAACAGUAGUGAUGCCAUAUCUGCCUUAUAGCAAACAGUGUCGAAUGUUACGCCGAUCGUCCAUACCAAUGAAGCUUAUCGCUGAUAUGAUGUGCAAUGCUGGAGCGACACGAAUAGUUUCUCUCGAUUUGUACAGAAAGGAAAUCCAAGGAUUCUUUUCAGUACCUGUUGAUAAUUUGCGUGCUUCGCCUUUUUUAUUACAGUACAUAAAAGAGAAUAUACCGGAUUAUAAAAAUGCUGUGAUAGUUGCAAAGAAUCCCGGCGUUAUGAAUAAAGCAACAUCCUACGCAGAUCGACUGAGAUUAGGUGUUGCUGUCAUACACGGUGAACAGAAAGAUGUUGAAGAAAGUGGUUUAGAGGAUGGACGACAAAGUCCACCGCUGGAUGGUAAGCCAAACGAAAAUCUCACCGCUUUUGAGAUGUUUCCAGCUCAAGUUGCAAAAGAAAAACCUCCACUAACAGUUGUUGGUGAUGUAGGUGGACGUAUAGCAAUUAUGGUGGAUGAUAUGAUCGAUGAUGCGCAAUCUUUCGUCGCUGUUGCGCAAGUGUUAAAAAAUCAUGGUGCUUAUAAAAUUUAUGUCAUAGCUACACAUGGAUUAUUAUCAGCAGAUGCUCCUGAUCUUCUUGAAUCUUCACCCAUUACUGAGGUAAUUGUAACAAACACAGUACCCCAUGAUGUACAGAAGCUGCGCUGUCAUAAAAUUAAAACAGUUGACAUAUCAUCGGUGUUAUGCGAAGCAAUCCGACGAAUUUAUCACAACGAGUCAAUGGGGCAAAUGUUCCGAGGUGUAACAAUUGGUGAUUGA
Molecule: messenger RNA, 1086 nt
Organism: Brugia malayi
Lineage: Eukaryota; Metazoa; Nematoda; Chromadorea; Rhabditida; Onchocercidae
Product: phosphoribosyl pyrophosphate synthetase-associated protein, putative
Exons: 9
Coding region: 1-1086 (361 amino acids)
Biological process (GO): purine nucleotide biosynthetic process; 5-phosphoribose 1-diphosphate biosynthetic process
Cellular component (GO): cytoplasm; ribose phosphate diphosphokinase complex
Molecular function (GO): magnesium ion binding; ribose phosphate diphosphokinase activity
Source: RefSeq, a predicted model, not a curated record